GGCAGCAGGACAGGAAACUUAUUGUAUCAGUACACUGGCAAGGAUACCUUUUCUUUUAAAGUCAUGGGGAUGUUAGAUCUGUUCCUCCAGUCCUCCAGCUCUGUCUCCCUGUUGGGGGGUCUGGUGGUCCUGCUACUUGUCUACCUUGUCUCCUCUUUCAACUUUAGGUCCCAGGGGGAGAGGAAGGAACCUCCAGGACCAAAACCCCUUCCUAUACUCGGGAACCUGCUGCUGCUUGACCUCAAGAGACCCUACAACACACUACAGAAGCUUUCCAAGAAAUAUGGAUCAGUGUUCACCUUCUAUAUGGGACCCCAAAAAGUGGUGGUCCUGUCUGGAUACAAGACGGUGAAGGAGGCACUCGUCAAUCAUGCUGAUGAGUUUGGAGACAGACUUCCAAUUCAAAUUGCACUUGACUUAAAUAAAGGACAUGGGAUUUUAUGGUCAAAUGGUGAUUCGUGGAAAGAGAUGAGGCGCUUUGCUUUGACGAACCUGAGAGACUUUGGGAUGGGCAAGAGGGCUUCUGAGGACAAAAUCAUUGAGGAAUGUCAGCACCUCAUUGAAGUGUUUAAGAAAUAUAAAGGAGAAGCUUUUGAUACAACACAACCAGUGAACUACGCAGUCUCAAAUAUCAUCUGCUCCAUUGUGUAUGGCAACAGAUUUGAAUAUGAUGAUCCAGAGUUUACAUCCCUGGUAGAUCGAACAAACAGAAACAUUGAACUUCUGGGCUCCCCGUCAAUGGAGUUGUAUAAGCUGUUCCCAUGGAUCGGUAGAUGGAUUGCUGACAAGCAGGAAAUCGUGAAGUUGGCUACCGCCAACAGGGAGCAGAACUUACAGCUGUUCAGUCGUCUGAAGGAGACCCUCAACCCACAGAUGUGCAGAGGCUUUGUGGACGCAUUUCUAGUCCGAAAGCAAAGUCUGGAGGAAUCUGGGAAUACAAACAGUCAUUUCCACAAUGACAACCUUAUGCAGACGGUUCUCAAUCUCUUUGCUGCUGGCACUGACACAACAGCAACCACACUGAGAUGGGGACUUCUGUUUAUGGUCAAGAAUCCAAAAAUACAAGACCAGGUCCAGGAGGAGCUGAGCAGGGUGAUAGGAAGUCAUCAAGUGCAGGUUGAAGACAGGAAGAACCUGCCCUUCACCGAUGCUGUCAUCCAUGAGACACAGAGACUGGGCAACAUCGCCCCCAUGGCACUUCCCCACAAAACAAGCCAAGACAUCACUUUCCAGGGUCACUUCAUCAAGAAGGGAACCACAGUGAUUCCUCUCUUGACAUCUGUCCUGCAUGAUGAGAGUGAGUGGGAGAGGCCACACAGCUUUCAUCCUGCUCACUUCCUGGACAAAGAUGGGAAGUUUGUCAAGCGAGACGCCUUCAUGCCUUUUUCUGCAGGUCGCAGAGUUUGUCCCGGAGAGAGUCUGGCCAGGAUGGAGCUCUUCAUCUUCUUCACCAGCCUCAUGCAACACUUUCGUUUCACUCCUCCACCUGGAGUCUCAGAGGAUGAACUGGAUCUGACUCCACGCAUGGGCCUCACCCGCAACCCUUCACCCCAUAAACUGUGUGUUGUUCCCUGCAUGUGAGCAGCUGCCUGCUUGGCCCACUUUCAUUACUUCAACUCUGUUGCAAUCAAGAGAGCAGAUUCUAAUUUGUACAGCGUUAUUUCCCGUGUAGUGCAACAGCAUUGAAUAUGUCCGACAUCAAUUAUGUAAUGAGCACAUUGUCAUUCAUCAGACAAAGUACAUGGUUCUCUCUACAUCCAUCCUGCCAUUUCAAAAUAUUGGUAAAAUGCUGAGCCAUAAAAAUAAUUUGGCUCGACACCAGAUUGACAUUCAAGAUUAAUAUUCAACAAUCGAGCCAAAGAUCAACUAAACAGAAUUAAAGGCUGUCUUUUUGAAACUGUCAAGAUACUGUCAGCCUUCUCAGAACUGUGUGCUGAACAUGAGGAGGUGGAGGGCUUGAAGAUUUAAAAAAGUACUUUAAAAGUACUGGAACACCAGUGAUGUAAUUCAGAAAACGUAUGUUGAAUUGCUGUAGAAUCGCUCAUGUUACACCAAUGGAAACUCUUUAUUGGCUGCUUCAUGUGUCCGCCUGCAGAGAACAAUCAUCUUGAAACUAUUACAAAAAUGUAACUUGAGAUGCAAAAUAAUAAAC
Anarrhichthys ocellatus (wolf-eel) is the source of this 2152-nucleotide messenger RNA. RefSeq names its product cytochrome P450 2K1-like. Lineage: Eukaryota; Metazoa; Chordata; Actinopteri; Perciformes; Anarhichadidae. Gene Ontology annotation, cellular component: cytoplasm; intracellular membrane-bounded organelle. Gene Ontology annotation, molecular function: oxidoreductase activity, acting on paired donors, with incorporation or reduction of molecular oxygen, reduced flavin or flavoprotein as one donor, and incorporation of one atom of oxygen; heme binding; iron ion binding. The coding region runs from base 64 to 1581 and encodes 505 amino acids. Gene Ontology annotation, biological process: xenobiotic metabolic process. The record is from RefSeq and is a predicted model, not a curated record. The transcript has 9 exons.